Messenger RNA from Polyodon spathula (Mississippi paddlefish), 1842 nucleotides. RefSeq names its product myeloid-associated differentiation marker homolog. Gene Ontology annotation, cellular component: membrane. The coding region runs from base 55 to 921 and encodes 288 amino acids. Lineage: Eukaryota; Metazoa; Chordata; Actinopteri; Acipenseriformes; Polyodontidae. The record is from RefSeq and is a predicted model, not a curated record. The transcript has a single exon.
GUUAGGGUGUCUUAAAAACCGUUGAGGGUAUCAGGAUUUAUGGAAAAUUGAAACAUGGCUGUUUUGGAAAUGUCUUACAGAUCGGUCACCAACCCAGUAGGGAUUGUACGUGUUGUUGAGAUCUUCCUGUCCUGUGUGACUUUCAGUCUGGUUGCCCAUGAUAGAGCCUUCAGUGGCUCUUAUGGUGCCUGGUGCAUGUUUUCCUGGUUUUUCUGCUUCAUCUUAUCAGUCCUGAUUGUGCUUAUGGAGUUUACAGGGCUAUGUCAGAAGAUCCCCAUCUCCUGGGAGGACUUCACCAGUGCAUUUGCCAUGCUGGCUACCCUCAUGAUGCUUACAGCAUCAAUCAUCUACCCUGUGGAGUUCCUCAAGGACUGCCCAGGAAACCUCUGUGCCUUUAAGGCUGCCGCUACGGCCAUGUCCUGCCUGUGCUUCAUUGCCUAUGCGGUGGAGGUGGGGUUGACCCGCGCCAAGCCGGGGGAGAUCAGUGGCUUCUUGUCCACCAUUCCUGGGCUGCUCAAGGUCUUGGAAGCUUUCGUUGCUUGCAUCAUCUUCAUCUCGAUCAAUAAUUACUGGACAAAUCCUGGACUGCAGUGGUGCAUGGCUGUCUAUUGUCUCUGCUUCAUCUUUGUCCUCAUCAUUAUAAUCUUCACCAUCUGCAAGAUCCACCUGUUAUCUUUCUCCUUCGAUAAGGCCCUGACUGGGUACAACAUCUUGGCUGUGCUCAUGUAUGCCUCGGCGGCCAUCGUCUGGCCAAUCUACUGCUUUGACAAAAAAUUGGGUGGAACUUCCAGACCCACAAAUUGCAGUCCCUGUCCCUGGGAUGGCUUGGUGGUAGUUACUGUCAUGACUUAUGUUAAUCUGGUGGUCUACAUAGUAGACACAGUGUACUCUGUGAGACUAGUCUUUAUCUCUAGCACAUAAUCAGAGUACUUACCUUGUUGUUUUAGGGAUUCUUCCAUACGCGUCUCUGAAUAAAAGAUUUCAUUCCCGGCUUUCAGAUCCCUGAGAUCUUUAUACUAUUUUGUAUUGAACUUGCUGGUUUUCAAGUCUCCUGUGCUGCACCUACAUUAGUUCAAUUAAAAUGAAAUGCCCAGUACAUCAUUCUCUACACCUCAAUAACUUUUGAACUGUAAAUUGUUUUGAAAAAAAAAAAAAAAUUAUAUUUGGUUUCUCUGCUGCAUUUAAUUAACUGUCUCUCAGAUUCCCUGAGGUGCUAUCCAUACUAUCCCUUAUACAAUAUUACCACAGUACAUUUGCAUGGUAAUUGUGCAGUAUUUCCAUGUUUUUCCCAGGAUUAUACUAUGUUUGCCAUAGUUUACCAUGGCCUGUCAUGUUUUUUUAAAUGAUUUGCCAUAUGCUUUUGCUACGGAAAACUUUUAACAGGGAUACUGAUAAGCGAGUUCUCAGUACUUUCAUAAUGUCAAAUGUUUUGAUAAAACUGAACUAGGUGAAGUACAAAAAUGUUUGAGCUAUAUUGUCUUUAAUGUGGUUUCUAUAUUUUAUUUAUUUUGCUAGCUCUCAGAUCCCCAAUAAUGAGUUCUAUAUACUGUAUUAAAUUUAAUGGCUUUCAAAUUCUUAGCACUAAGUUAUGUAUGUAGUACUAACCUGAAUUUAUAUCUUUCAGAUCCCCAAUACAAUACACUGAGUUCUCUAUACUAUGCCGGAACUUGAACUGUGUUUUACCAUGUUUAAUAUAAUUUGCAACAUGUUGCUGUGCUUUUACCCUGGUAAGCUGCAGUAAUGUUUUAUGGCUUUAUCAAAACGUUGCCUAAUAAAUAUCAUAUGUGCAAAGUUCAGUGGAAUUUGCCCUUAGCUUAUCAAGACAUAAAAUCAGUAAACAAA